This is a messenger RNA of Ustilaginoidea virens, 765 nucleotides long. RefSeq lists its product as uncharacterized. The record is from RefSeq and is a predicted model, not a curated record. NCBI's taxonomy places the organism in Eukaryota, Fungi, Ascomycota, Sordariomycetes, Hypocreales, Clavicipitaceae. Bases 1 to 765 code for a protein of 254 amino acids. The transcript is spliced from 5 exons.
AUGGCCACCGAGACGGACAUCACGCUCUACACCGCGCAGACCCCCAACGGCAUCAAGGCCUCCAUCGCGCUCGAGGAGCUCGGCCUCCAGUACAAGACGCACCCCAUCAAGAUGAUGGACAACGAGCAGAAGCAGCCGUGGUUUCUCGACAUCAACCCCAACGGCCGCAUCCCCGCCAUCACCGACACCCUGCCCGGCGGCCAGAAGAUCCGCGUGUUUGAGAGCGGCGCCAUCCUCGAGUACCUCGUCGACCGCUACGACCCGGACCACCGCAUCUCGUAUCCCCGCGACUCCCCCGAGCACUGGGAGGUCGUCAGCUGGCUCAUGUGGCAGAUGGGCGGGCUGGGCCCCAUGCAGGGCCAAGCCAACCACUUCAAGAGAUACGCGCCCGAGAAGAUCGAGUACGGCAUCAACCGCUACGGCAACGAGACGCGCCGGCUGUACCGCACCAUGGACGACCACCUGGCCAAGUCGCCGCACGGGUUCCUGGUCGGCGACCGCGUCACCAUUGCCGACAUUUCCUGCUGGGGGUGGAUUGCGUCCCACACGUGGGCGGGCAUCUCGCUGGACGAGUUCCCCCAUGUCGAAAAGUGGCUCAAGAUGCUGCUGCGGCGGCCGGGGUUCGAAAAGGGGCGCCAUGUGCCUGCGCAGCACACCGCGUUCGACAUGGACGGCUGUACCGAGGAGGAGCUUGAUGCCAAGGCCGAGGUGGGGAGGAAAUGGGUCCAGAGCCAGAGCGUGACGGCCUCCGGGGGGGGGAAGUGA